CUUUGCUGCUCACCAGUUUAGCAGAUCAUCUCGUUCUGUCUACGCUUAGUAUCCUCACUUUGAGAGACCACAACAAGUGCCAUCUGCUCUUUCCUACUUGCAAGAAUCUACGAGAUAUUUCGGUUCAAGUCACCGGCGCAGGUGCACCCUUAGCACCAUUGCCGUUUCUUUCAAGCCCUUACUCCGCCACAAAGAAUGGCGCCAUCCCCCUUCGGACAGUUGGGCGCGUUGCCCUUGGAACUUCGACUAGAGAUCUACGAAAGACUAUUUCGGAAGCCAACGCCAUCCGUGAACAUUCUCUCCUGCUCUCAAGCAAUCUACGACGAAAUCACCGAUCGCCUCUACGACAACCUCGACAUUGAUCUGACACCAUCGUGGCACAGCUCUCGGCUUGAAAUUCGCUGCAAGGCACUGCGAUUGCACUGGAAGAUACGCACCUCGACCUCCCCUAUUCGCGAUCGAUUUUCUCGACUCCCAUACCACAAGGCCAACCUGCGAAUUCACAUUUAUGCCCCGGAUCCACACGACCCCGGGCAGCUCGUUCUACUAUGGUUCUUCAUCCAGACUUUCACGAGCUUUCUCAAGGGAGCGACCAUCAAAUCGAUGACCAUUUACCUACAGAAGCAGGACGGAAAUGAUUGGCAGGAGGCCGGUCGCGCGGUGGAGAGCAUCCCAUAUCCUGGGACCCAUCAACCCGACCACAAUAUCGUCUUUCUCCCGUUCUGUCAGCUGUGCAAUGUCAAGAGCCUCCAUAUCGUCCCGUCAUCGCGUCGCAUGGAUCGUGCGAUUGACUGGGGAUUCAUAAACUACGGUCGCGAUUUCAUCCUCAACAAUGGAUACGAGACGUACAACGAUGGCCCCCUCAGCCAGGACCCGCACUACCGCGACGUGGUACCCCUCUUCGACGACCUCAACGGUACGAUACGCAACAUGCAGUUCUUCCUCGACACCCGCUUGGACCUUCUGUCGGGCGACACUGCGGCCAUGCUUCGCCUGCGUUGCGCCAGCCGAUUUUGCAUGAGCACAUUUCCGAUGCACCACCGGGAGCUUUUCCUGACGCUGCGCGAAUGUCCGAAGGCGAUCACGCUCCACGACCCCGGGCUGGAGAAGUGGUGCAUUCGUCGCUGGCAUCAUUGGAACAUUUUCUGGGGAAACAACAUGAACUGGAAUUGGUCAUGGGACGAAUGGUGCCAGCGAUAUCCCGACGGGCUUCCGCCUUUCACCCCGGAGAACGUCCAUGGCUAUUGGCGGGCGAUCCCUAGCAGUCCGCUUCAUGGGUGGAAGAGCAAAGGAUGCAUCGACCGGGAAGGGGAGUUCGAGUUCCGGAUCUGGAGCUACCUGCACCGUAACUGGAAUCAGGAAAGCAUUGGACAGCUUCACUUCUUUGAGCGGGAGUGGUGCACCGAUUGUCGCCAUCUGGGAUUUCAGGUAGGCUGCGAGGAGGGCUGUGAGCGUCUGAGUCGAUUUGACUAUCCGGAAGCCUGGGAAGAGGAUGAGGAAGGUGACUACUCGGAUCCCGAGCUUGUCCUUUAGCACGAG
Molecule: messenger RNA, 1539 nt
Organism: Aspergillus uvarum CBS 121591
Lineage: Eukaryota; Fungi; Ascomycota; Eurotiomycetes; Eurotiales; Aspergillaceae
Exons: 1
Coding region: 196-1533 (445 amino acids)
Source: RefSeq, a predicted model, not a curated record